AUGCCCGGAUACAUGAUUCGUCUCGCAGUCUGUGCUGUGGCACUUGGGUCGACCGAGCCAGAGCCAGAUUGCUUCGAGUCGCAGCAAACGACACUACUUCAGCAUGGUCUUCAAGUUACAUCCCUUGACAGGCAAAAUCAGCAGGCUGCAGAGCUCCUUUCAGAGAUCCAACACUUCAGAAUCAUGAACCAGGACCAGGACUCUCCUGUAGUGCCAAACAUCGAUGCGAACGGGCGACUUUGUUUCCUUUGCGGCACCCCUUCAGACGAACGCGCGCCCAACCAGUCCUUUGUGAUAAGAGAUGAUUGUGGCAACCAUAGCCUGCUCGAGUAUUCCGAGAUGCUGGACGUGCCUUUGAGCAAGUUCCAGCACAAUGCUACAGAAGAGCACAAUGCAACCUUCGGCUGGUGUGAGCUCAAUGUGGAAAAGACGUGUGCUGAUGCUAUUUACAACCAGGAUUACAUGAUCUUCGCCAAAAGCGUCGAAAUUCCCGAUGUUGAACCACUGCUUCAUUACAAAGUUGCUUCGUGGGACCAGUACUACUGCUACUACAACGGGUGGCUCUCCGCUGAAAUCCGAGCACUGCAGCGCGAUUUUAACGGAAUGUAUCAGAAAGGUGAAGAGCUUUGCAAUUCCGUGCAGAGAGGGGCGAAGGGCAACAUGACUAUGAGGGACAUGCUGAAACACUGGCUGCCUGCACUGCCUGGCUUCCCGGGGAGCCGUCCGAGCUAUGAGGAUGCGAGGUUCAUGGCAGCCUGGACAUGUGCUAUGGGCAGUGCGGCUUGUGAUAUGGCCUACUGUGCUUACACCUACUGCGUGAAAGACGACGGGUUUGGAACCUACCACGAGUGUGAAGGAUGGGAUCCGGUCAAUGGCAUGCCCAUAGAGAUGUAG
Symbiodinium sp. CCMP2456 is the source of this 894-nucleotide messenger RNA. Lineage: Eukaryota; Dinophyceae; Suessiales; Symbiodiniaceae. The record is from the annotation of a GenBank genome assembly.